AUGGCGGACCCGUUUGAAGUUCGUAUGCGCUUCACCACCAUGCUCCAGCAUAUGAGCGCAUCUUUUACUUCGUCGCAGAAGGCGGCGAACUAUGCUCUCAAAUACCGUGACAUGGGGGAAGACCUCCAUUCUUGUAUACUGGAGCAAUUAGAAAGAAAUAAUAUGAACAUCCGCGCCAAUUUAAUAUACUUUGUCGAGCAUCUCUGUGACACGGCCACCAAAGAGAAUCACCUUGAGUUUGUUCGAAUGAUACAACGCGACAUACUACGGAUAGUUGACGCAGUUGCACCCGCGGACGGGUCCGGCGCUGCCAAUGUGAAGCAUGUGAGACGUGUGUUAAAUGGGUUACAAUCGAAAGAGAUCCUAUCCACAGAAGCCGUGUCAGAAAUAGACGCAUGGCUUCGAGAACGGGAAAGCUACCCUGAGCAUCUUCUUGAUUCAGAAGCAGUAGACGGGGAACUGGCGUCUGGCGAUAUAACGAGGUCAGGGGGAAUCACGGUUGAUAGGAAGCAGAUCGAGCAGAGGGUUGAGGAGGAUCGGGAGAGAAAUAAGCGGUUACGAGAGAACAUGUGGGCCGUUCCGCCUAAUGAUAUAAAAGAAUUUGAGAUGAUGUGGGAAGAUGUCAGUGACAUCGGUGAAGAUGACUAUCUACAGGCUGCCGAAGAAGCUGAGGAGCGGAGAAGAGCUGGGGACGCUUCGGGGCUCUUGAAUUAG
Molecule: messenger RNA, 714 nt
Organism: Coccidioides posadasii C735 delta SOWgp
Lineage: Eukaryota; Fungi; Ascomycota; Eurotiomycetes; Onygenales; Onygenaceae
Biological process (GO): positive regulation of DNA-templated transcription, elongation; positive regulation of transcription by RNA polymerase I
Cellular component (GO): CTDK-1 complex
Source: RefSeq, a predicted model, not a curated record